Messenger RNA from Suncus etruscus (white-toothed pygmy shrew), 1018 nucleotides. It is a transcript of the gene ECI1, whose product is annotated as enoyl-CoA delta isomerase 1. The coding region runs from base 32 to 940 and encodes 302 amino acids. Gene Ontology annotation, biological process: fatty acid beta-oxidation. Gene Ontology annotation, cellular component: mitochondrion. The record is from RefSeq and is a predicted model, not a curated record. The transcript is spliced from 7 exons. Gene Ontology annotation, molecular function: enoyl-CoA hydratase activity. NCBI's taxonomy places the organism in Eukaryota, Metazoa, Chordata, Mammalia, Eulipotyphla, Soricidae.
CGACGCCUUCUGAGUGGCUGUGUCCGUCAAGAUGGCGCUGCUGACGGGAGUUCGCCGCUCGGUUCACGCGUUGCUCCGCUCGGGGGCCCGGCUGCAGGGCAUAGCCCUGGGGCGCACUGAGCAGCUGGCCGGCGGCCGGGACAGCACGCGGCCCUUCGGGAGCCAGCGGGUUCUGGUGGAACCGGACCCGGCUGCAGGGAUUGCUGUGCUGAAGCUGAAGAGCCCCCCAGUGAAUAGCCUCAGCAUGGAGCUGCUCACAGAACUGGUUAUCAGUGUGGAGAAGCUGGAGAAUGACAAAUCCUUCCGGGGCAUUGUCCUUACGUCGGACUGCCCCGGCGUCUUCUCAGCCGGCCUGGACCUGAGAGAGAUGUGCGGGCGGAAUCCCGCACACUACGCUGAGUACUGGAAGGCCAUGCAAGAGCUCUGGCUGCGGCUUUACCGGUCCAACAUGGUGUUUGUGUCCGCCAUCAAUGGAGCCAGCCCGGCUGGAGGCUGCCUGAUAGCUCUCACCUCUGACUACCGUGUCCUGGCCAACAACCCCAAAUACGUUAUUGGACUGAAUGAGACCCUACUGGGCAUCGUUGCCCCCUUCUGGUUCAAGGAUACCAUGGUGAACACCAUCGGGCACCGGGCAGCUGAGAGAGCCCUGCAGCUAGGCAUGCUCUUCCCACCGGCGGAGGCCCUGCAGGUGGGCAUCGUGGAUCAGGUGGUGCCUGAGGACCAAGUACACAGCACAGCACUCAAAGUCAUGGCCCAGUGGCUGGCCAUCCCAGAUCACGCUCGGCAGCUGACCAAGAACAUGAUGCGCGGGCCCACGGUCGACCGACUGGUGAAGCAGCGCGAGGCCGACGUGCAGAACUUUGUGAGUUUCGUGUCCAGGGACUCCAUCCAGAAGUCUCUGCACAAGUACCUGGAGAAGCUCAAGCAGAAGCAAGGCUGAGGCGGCUCUGGACCACCCACAGGAGCUCCCAGGGGCCCUCCCAGAGCGGGAUCAUGAAUAAAGUCCUUGGGACUUCUC